AUGCUUGGAGUGUGGCAAAAGUUUCAUAAGAAGGUCACACCUAGUUCGUCAUCAGGCAAUACAACAGGAGAGAGACCCUACAAGUGCUUGGACUGUGGGAAAAGUUUCUUACAAAGAUCACACCUUGUUAAACAUCAGGCAAUCCACACAAGAGAGAGACCCCACAAGUGCUCCGACUGUGGGAAAAGUUUCUUACAAAGAUCACACCUUGUUAAACAUCAGGCAAUCCACACAGGAGAGAGACCCCACAAGUGCUUGGACUGUGGGAAAAGUUUCUUACAAAGGUCCAACCUUGUUAAGCAUCAGGCAAUGCACACAGGAGAGAGACCCCACAAGUGCUUGGACUGUGGGAAAAGUUUCUUUAAAAGGUCAAGCUUUGUUUAUCAUCAGGCAAUCCACACAGGAGAGAGACCCCACAAGUGCUUGGAGUGUGGGAAAAGUUUCCUAAGAAGGUCACACCUUGUUAAACAUCAGGCAAUCCACACAGGAGAGAGACCCCACAAGUGCUCAGACUGUGGGAAAAGUUUCUUACAAAGAUCACACCUUGUUAAACAUCAGGCAAUCCACACAGGAGAGAGACCCCACAAGUGCUUGGACUGUGGGAAAAGUUUCUUACAAAGGUUAAGCUUUGUUUAUCAUCAGGCAAUCCACACAGGAGAGAGACCCCACAAGUGCUUGGAGUGUGGGAAAAGUUUCAUACGAAGGUCAGAUUUUGUUUAUCAUCAGGCAAUCCACACAGGAGAGAGACCCCACAAGUGCUUGGAUUGUGGGAAAUGUUUCAUACAAAGAUCACACUUAGUCCAUCAUCAGGCAUUACACAAAGGUGCGAGACCGCACAAGUGCUUGGAGUGUGGGAAAAGUUUCCUAAUAAGGUCACACCUUGUUAAACAUCAGGCAAUCCACACAGAAGAGAGACCCCACAAGUGCUUGGACUGUGGGAAAAGUUUCAUAGAAAGGUCAAGCUUUGUUUAUCAUCAGGCAAUCCACACAGGCGAGAGACCCCACAAGUGCUUGGAGUGUGGGAAAAGUUUCAUACGAAGGUCACAUCUUAUUCAACAUCAAGCAAUCCACACAGGAGAGAGCUCCCACAAGUGCUUGGACUGUGGGAAAUGUUUCACAGAGAGUUCAAACCUUGUUAAGCAUCAGGCACUCCACACAGGAGAGAGACCGCACAAGUGCUUGGAGUGUGGGAAAAGUUUCCUAAGAAGGUCACACCUUGUUAAACAUCAGGCAAUCCACACAGGAGAGAGACCGCACAAGUGCUUGGAGUGUGGGAAAAGUUUCCUAAGAAGGUCACACCUUGUUCAGCAUCAGAGAAUCCACACAGGAGAGAGACCCCACAAUUGCUUGGACUGUGGGAAAAGUUUCAUACAAAGGUCACAUCUUAUUCAACAUCAGGCAAUCCACACAAGAGAGAGACCACACAAGUGCUUGGACUGUGGGAAGAGUUACAUACAAAGGUCACAGCUUGUUCAACAUCAGGCAAUUCACACAGGAGAGACUCCAGAGGUGCUUGGACUGCGGGAAAAGUUUCAUAUAGGGGUCUGACCUUAUUAAACGUGGAAAGAUCCACACAGGAUUUAAGCUUCUGUGACACAUGGCAAGAAAAGAUUAAGCAACUUGCAUGUAAUUCUUUGAGAUUCAACUUUUAGAGAGAGAUUUUAAAAGUGUGUCCACCUUAGUAAGGUAGAGUUUAACAUGUAAAUACGUUUUAUGAAAUACUUGAAAGAAGAGGGCAAGUCAUGUCUGAGUAACUAAUUGCCUUCUAUGAGGAGAUAAGUGGCUCUGUGGAUGAGGGAAAAGCAGUGGAUGUGUUAUUCCUUGACUUUUGAGCUGUAUAAGU
Messenger RNA from Mauremys mutica (yellowpond turtle), 1843 nucleotides. Its product is annotated as zinc finger protein 347-like. Bases 1 to 1548 code for a protein of 515 amino acids. NCBI's taxonomy places the organism in Eukaryota, Metazoa, Chordata, Testudines, Geoemydidae. The transcript has a single exon. The record is from RefSeq and is a predicted model, not a curated record.